Molecule: messenger RNA, 4202 nt
Organism: Colossoma macropomum (tambaqui)
Lineage: Eukaryota; Metazoa; Chordata; Actinopteri; Characiformes; Serrasalmidae
Product: amine sulfotransferase-like
Exons: 6
Coding region: 678-1385 (235 amino acids)
Biological process (GO): sulfation
Cellular component (GO): cytoplasm
Molecular function (GO): sulfotransferase activity
Source: RefSeq, a predicted model, not a curated record
AGUGGAGGGUUAAUCAUUGCCCUAAUUAGUUAAUAAUUGCAUUCCCUACAACAUUUUUUUUUGUUUUAGUUCCUGUCUAACUGACCUCUAACUUUUCUCUGUGGACGCUGAGCAAAUGGUGACUGCCGAGGAAUGCAAGCAGAAAAUUGGUGGCAGGAUCAGCAGAUCAGGGCUCUUCUGAAGCCGUAGAACAAGCUCCACAAGCAGAAAACGCAUUUGGAUGCAGGCUGUGAAACAGCAGGUAGAUUCAGGUCCACUAAGUCUGAUGGCAACAUUGACUCCUGUGGUUACUACAACUUUCACACCCACACUGGAGUGGUGCUGGGAAUGCCAGCAUGGCCUGGGGAAUGAGAAGGUUUCCUCCACCUCCUCCGUCGGCCUUCGACUUCAGCAAUCGGUUCGAAGCCCUUAGUUCUCCACCUGCCUCAGCUCCUUGGACAACAACUCAGGGUGAUGUUCUAGUGAUGAGAGACUCCACCAUCUCAUCCCAUCAAAGUCCUCAGAACAUUUCAGAUUAAUUCUAGACACAGUGAAGAAGAGGACGGAGGCCAGGAUCAUCAUUUCUGGACAUCUGCCCACCUACAAGAGAGGAAGUCAGGUGUUCAGCAGACUCUACACGCUCCACCGUUGGCUCCAAGGCUGGCGCGAUACCACGGCGUCAGCUAUGAACGAUAUGGAUGCAGAACAUAAUACUACUGAUCUGUGAGUCGGACAGCACAGAUGAGACUCAAUUUCUCAACAAUCCUGAGAAAAUGCCAUGGCUGGAGUAUCCGUCAGAACACUCGGAUUAUUCCUCUCAAGCAUCUCCGCGAUUCUUUGUCUCGCACCUCACGCCCGCGCUCAUGCCACCUGGACUCAAGGACAAAAAGGCAAAGAUCGUUUACGUGGCCAGAAACCCAAAAGAUGUUGCAGUGUCUUUUUUCCACUUCUCCCACGUGUUGACCAAGGUUGGGACCCCCAAGCACUUUGAAGAGUUUCUGCAGCAGUACCUCGCUGGAGACGUUUAUGGAUCAUUGUGGUUUGAUCACAUCCGUGAGUGGCACACGCACAGAGAUGAGUACAACAUCCUGUUCCUGACUUAUGAGGACAUGAUCAUGGAUCUGAGGUCGGCAGUGGAGAAGACUUCUCGCUUUUUGGGACGAGAUCUGGACGAAGCUGCGAUCUCUCGUGUUGUGGAGAAAGCCACCUUUAAAAAUAUGAGGAAGGACCCCAAAGCAAACUAUGAGUUCCUUCCUACUGAAAUUCUACAGGGCAAAUUCAUGCGCAAAGGUACAGUAGGAGACUGGAAAAACACCUUCACUGUGGCCCAGAAUGAGAUGUUUGACCGUAUCUAUCAGGAAAAAAUGAAGGAUCUUCCAUUAAAGUUCAUAUGGGACAUAAAUUAAAGCCCUAAUAAAAACCAAAUUGUGUAAUGAAUGCACUGCACUAUACUGUGUAUUCAUUACGCUACGCAAUGAAUGAUUUUAUUUAGCUCGAUUUUAUGCUUUGAACAGAAACCUGGUUAAAUGAAUGUAGUGAUGUAACUUUAAUUUUAUAACUUCUUACAUGCUGGCAAGAGAGGUGGAGGUAUAGCUGGUCUAAUUGAUGAUUCUUUCCAAUGCAACCAGUCAUCAUCAUCAUCAUCUGGACAGGAUGUCAGAUUAUUACUGUGUCCUCUUUGAAAUGCGGACCUAGAUAUCAAUGUGUAUUUAUAUAUUGUGUUAUGGAUGAAAAAACACUAUGGGGGAAUGCUACUGUAGUUCAGCUCUAAAAGUGAGACUGUAAGAAGAAGACUGAACAUAGAUGGUAUAAAACCAAGCUUCAGAUCCACAAAGAAAUCUUCAAAGAUAGGCUGCAUGAUUACAACACAUUAAUGUGCAAAGCUAGAUAAUCCUUCUUCUCCAGCAUUAUCAACAAUAACAUUAACAAUAGCAAAAUGCUCUUUGCGAUGGUUGACAAACCAAGUCACCCAUAUAUGGCCCCUGAAUUAGUGCCAACUGAGAGAUGUAAGUUUGCAUACAUUAUAAUCCCCAACAUCACUAGUAUGUCUAUAUCCACCAAUCAAACCAAGCAAAGACCACACACAUGUUAGGUUUUUUACCAAAAUGUUAAAAACUGCAGUUGUGAAGCCUCUUUAAAAAGAAAAAUCUGUAAAUAUGUAUUAAUCAUAGAUCUAUUUCAAAUCUGCCUUUCAUUGGAAAAAAUCAAUGAGAGGCUCAUCUUCAAGCAACUUACUGGUUUACUUGUUAGUACUGAGAUAGCUCUAAUUAAGGUUAUCAAUGACAUUCAUUUAAAAUUCAGACUUUGGAAAAAUAUCUGUUCUACUGCAGCUCAACCUCAGUGCUGCUGUUGAUACCAUUGACCAAAAAAUUUGUAUAGAUGGACUUGAGAACUGGUUUUGACAAGAACUGUCCUAAAAUGGUUCAGUUUAUACCGGCAAGGAAGGAACUACUUUGUCAAAAUGGAAAAUAAUGUCUCUGAGAGUGUGCCCAGUGACCUGUGGUGUCCCCCAGGGUUUGAUUCUUGGGCCACUCUUAUUGUAUUUAUACAUGCUUCCUCUACAAGACUGUUGACUAUCUUAACACAACUAUGUAGAUGCCACUCAGAUCUACUUGGCCCUCUCCCCAAACAGCUAUGGUUCCCUUGACUCACUUUGUUAAUGCCUUGAGCUCAUUAAUAACUGGAUGGGACACAUUUUCUGCAGUUGAAUAAAGUUAAAACAGAUUAUUUUAUUGGGGAAUAGCAAACAGAAAUACAGACCAGCUGCCUACCUGGACUUGCACCAAACCUUGGUGUACUAAUGGAUCUCUGUUUUAUCAGUCAUGUCAAAGCAGUUAGCCCUCUAUUGCAUGAAUUAUUACUUAAACAUGAUAAAAAUGUUAUGAUAACACAUUACAGCUAUGAGAAAAUGACUGAAAUUACAAAAUAUCAAUAAUGUUUUUUUUUUUCCUUUUAAAUGUAAUCAAAAGUUGUAACAAUAGUCUCAGAGUAGCCUAGGGCUAUGUGAGUCAAUUACAGUUCAAUAGAUUGAAUGCACACAGAUCCCUUCCAUACAUAUCGUUGCCAUAUGGAAACAAAUUUAUUUCAUCAUUUUACAAAAACAUGCAUCACAUCCAAAUUGGUUUAAUGAUGAAAAUUAAAAUUGUAUUUACCCCAGAUAGUAUUUAAUUUUAAAGACAUUUAGCCUAAAUGUUGAACAAGUCAACAUUGUCAACAUUGGGAGCCCUCAGGUCAUGACCUUCUCAGAUUCAAGUGUCCAUGGGAAAAGUGAGUGCAAACAGGAUUUCCUGGUCAUGUUUUGUCAUCAAGUAUUUGUCCUCUCAAAGUAAAAGACCUUUUUUUUCCAAAAUUAAAGUAAAACAAGGAUUUUAUAUUACUGCCUUUUAGUAAAAUUGAGAUAAAGUCACUGUUGCCAUAUGGCAACAGCAUGCAAUAGAGUUACUAAAUCAGCGUUUUAUCACCUUAAGAACAUCAACAGUAUCAGAGAUUAUCAGACAAAAGCAGACCUGGAGAAACUUAUCCAUGCCUUUAUUUCUAGCAGGGUUGAUCACUGUAAUGGUCUUCUAACUGGACUCCUGAAGAAAAAGACAAACAGCUUCAGCUGAUUCAAACUGCAGCUGCCAGAGUCUCACUAGGAGUAAAAGAAGGAGGGCAUCACCCCCAUUCUUAAAUCUUUACAUUGCCUACCAGUCUGUUACUUUAAGGGUGCUGUUACUGCUCUAUAAAUGUCUUAAUGGUGCAGGAUCAGCGUAUUCAUCUGAUCUACUGCAGCGAUAUGAGCCGAGCAGAACUCUCAGAUCAUUAGGAACUAGAAGGAACUUCUAUUAGAGAAGUGCAAUAGAGCUAACAGUGUUUUAAACUGAGCUGAAAGCUGCUCAAACAGAAGCGUUUAGCUGCUAUGCUGCUAUUACAUGGAACAGGUUGACAGGGAGCAUUAGAAGAGCCCCAGCAAUAGACAGUUUUAAAUAAAAAAAAUGAAUGAAUAAAUGUAUUCUUUAUGUCUUCUCUUUUAAAUCUAUGGUUUAUAAUCAUGUUUUAAUCUUGUUUGUAUUUGAUAUUCUCCUACAUCUUUUUUAAUUUUUAAUUUGAAUUAUCUUUGUAUUUCCUCAUUUGUAAAGCACUUUGACACCAAUGUAUGAAAGGUGCUGUAUAGAUAAACUUGCCUUGCAUUACUGUGAUGACGUUUAGAAAUUAAAGGAAUACUCAUGAGAAUUUCAACCUAA